This is a messenger RNA of Oncorhynchus kisutch (coho salmon), 3854 nucleotides long. Its product is annotated as sodium- and chloride-dependent GABA transporter 2-like. The record is from RefSeq and is a predicted model, not a curated record. Gene Ontology annotation, cellular component: cell projection; plasma membrane. Lineage: Eukaryota; Metazoa; Chordata; Actinopteri; Salmoniformes; Salmonidae. Gene Ontology annotation, biological process: amino acid transport; nitrogen compound transport; sodium ion transmembrane transport. Bases 1 to 1839 code for a protein of 612 amino acids. The transcript has 14 exons. Gene Ontology annotation, molecular function: gamma-aminobutyric acid:sodium:chloride symporter activity.
AUGAACUACAACGAGAAGAAAGACCCCAAACUGCAAAUGAUGCCCAGCACAGCCAGUGGCCAAGCAAAACGAAAGGAGCUGGAAGCGCGGGGAAACUGGGGGAGUAAAGCCGAGUAUAUUUUAACGGUGAUGGGAGCUAUAAUUGGACCUGGAAACGUGUGGAGAUUCCCUUACUUGUGUUACAAAAACGGAGGGGGUGUGUUCUUCAUUCCAUAUGUUUUGUUCUUGGUGACGUGCGGGAUCCCGCUAUUCUUCCUGGAGACUUCUCUGGGACAAUACACCAGCCAGGGAGGAAUAACAUGCUGGAGGAAGAUGUGUCCGCUAUUUGAGGGUAUGGGCUACGCCUGUAACCUUGUCAUCUCAUUCAGUGCCAUCUCCUACAUUGUGAUCUUGGCAUGGGCCUUUUUCUAUCUCUUCUCCUCCUUCAGUGCAGAGCUACCCUGGGCAAGCUGUGGAAACUGGUGGAACACUGACUCAUGCAUGGACGACAGCAAGCAGAAUCGCAGCACCAACCUGACAUCAAGACAGAAUACCACACUACCAGUCAUGGAGUUUUGGGAGCGCAGGGUGCUGAACAUUUCCGGGGGGAUCGAGGAGAUGGGCAACAUCAGAUGGGAGCUGGCGCUGUGUCUCCUUUUCACCUGGGUCAUCUGUUACUUCUGUGUCUGGAAGGGUAUGAAGUCCACAGGCAAGGCUGCUUACUUUACGGCCACAUUCCCAUAUGCCAUGCUCCUGGUCCUGCUGGUCCGUGGUGUCACUCUGCCUGGAGCCAUAGACGGCAUCAUCUUUUACAUUUACCCUGACAUCUCCCGCCUCACAGACCCACAGGUGUGGAUGGAUGCAGGCACACAGAUUUUCUUCUCCUAUGCUAUCAGCUUGGGCUUUCUCACAUCCCUGGGCAGCUACAACAGUUACAACAACGACUGCUACAAGGACUGUUUUUACCUGUGUCUUCUAAACAGUGGCACCAGCAUCGUGUCAGGCUUCGCAAUCUUCUCUGUUUUGGGCUUCAUGACCUAUGAACAGGGGGUGUCCAUUGAAGAGGUGGCUGAGUCAGGUCCUGGGCUGGCAUUUAUUGUGUACCCUCGAGCAGUAGCCAUGAUGCCCAUGUCUCAGAUCUGGUCUGCCUGUUUCUUCAUCAUGAUCAUCCUUCUGGGUCUGGAUAGCCAGUUUGUUGGGCUGGAGUGUUUGAUGACAUCUGUUGUGGAUCUGUUCCCUACGUAUCUGCGUCAUGAGUUCAGGAGAGAGCUGCUGUUGCUGGCUAUCUGCACAAUAGGCUUCAUACUGGGGCUUGCCCUGGUCACAGAGGGAGGAAUGUACCUGCUUCAGCUGCUAGACCACCAUGUGUGCAGUGGGACCACCCUGCUACUGCUGGCCAUUUGUCAAUCUGUCUGCAUCGCCUGGGUCUAUGGUGCUGAACGUUUCUAUGGUAACAUCAGUGAUAUGAUUGGCUACAGACCUCUGCCUUUGAUGAAGUACUGCUGGCUCUACAUCACUCCUACAGUGUGCACAGCUACCUUCAUCUUCUCCAUAGUCAAAUACUCACCAUUGAAGUUCAGCAACACAUAUGUUUAUCCUGUCUGGGCUAACACCAUUGGCUGGUUCAUUGCCACUAUCUCCCUCUCCUUCAUCCCGCUAUGGAUGGUCUACAAAAUGGCCAACAGCAAUGGAACCCUACGCCAGCGAUUCUCUGUGCUCUGUCGGCCUGUAGACGACCUCCCCGUGAACCACACAUGCAGAACAGAUGGCCCUCUUCAUCUGGCGACCUCUGACGUCGUGAGCUCCAACAUGGAGCUGAAGCCUCUCUCCUUCACAGCGGGAGAUAAGGACACACUGUGAACUCUCACAGAGAGAUGUAAAUCUUGAGUCCAUUGGCGGUGCCAAUGUAUAAUGUAUUGCACAUGCAAAAAAAUACACGUUUGUUUGUGCUUAGUCUUUACAUCGGCAGUGGCGCCAUCCAGAAACAGCCACCCACUUGACCCACACAUGCAUUGUUGGAUUUUAGUUUGACAUUUGUCUAUACAGAGUGAUGUGGAGAACACAGACUCAGAGUCAUGUAUAGCAUCUCUGAAUGCAGCCUUUACCUGCACUGCAAUGCAUCAAUGGGACAUUGUGCUCCUUUUGUAACCUGGUUCCAAAUCUGUUAGUGCUCUUGUUAACUCCAUUGCUGUCAUUUUCAUGCCAAAAAUUCCAUUAGGCAUGAGAGCAGAAACAGACUGGCACACAGGCAACCCAUUCUUUUUGAACAAAUUAAGCAAGGCAACUAUAGAUGUGUGUGGGAAAUGAUGGUUUGAAAAACUGAAAAUCUGAAUUGACCUCAUAUAUAUCUCAGUGGAUUAGAUUAUAUGAAAAAACAUUAUCUGGGUUUACUCAGCACAUAUGAGAUCGGAAAACUGAAAUAUCAGGCUUUAUAGUAGCAUUUCCUCUUCAUUUAGUUUUGACCUCUUCUAUUUUCUCUUUGUUUAUCUGUGUGCACACAAGUGCAUGUCAAUGCGUGGGUGAUUGCCUGUGCAUGUGUAUAUGUUUGUGUGUAUGUGCUGCAGAUUAAAUGGAUGCUAAAAUUUAAAUAUUCUGUAGUAUGUACAGUGGGGCAAAAAAGUAUUUAGUCAGACCUGCACCAGGCUGGGAACAAAUGCUUGUCUAGCUUUGGCUGUAAAGCAUAUUUUGAAAAUCUGAGAUGACAGGGUGAUUAACAAAAGGCUAAGCUGUGUCUCAAUAUAUUUCAUUUGUGAUUUUCAUGAAUAGGAAUAUUUUCUAGGGAUAUUUAUGUCCGUUGCGUUAUGCUAAUUAUUGUCAGGCGAUGAUUACGCUCCCGGAUCCGGGAUGGGGAAUAUCAAGAGGUUUUAAAGAAGAAGUUACAGGUCUGUGAGAGCCAGAAAUCUUGCUUGUUUGUAGGUGACCAAAUACUUAUUUUCCACCAUAAUUUGCAAAUAAAUUCAUUAAAAAUCCUACAAUGUGAUUUUCUGGAUUUUCUUUCUCAUUUUGUCUGUCAUAGUUGAAGUGUACCUAUGAUGAAAAUUACAGGCCUCUCUCAUCUUUUUAAGUGGGAGAACUAAAUACCUUUUUGCCCCACUGUAUAGAGGAAUAGUGAUUCGUGGUCCAAAUAUUUUAUUACUCUGUCUUCUACAAUGUAUUUGUAUUUUAAAUGUAUAACGCGGAUCAAUGUUUGUCAAAUCAAUCAUGUAAACUACUCUAUGGACUACCCGCUAACAAUAUAAUGCUCGACGAUUACUGUAUAAAACAAAAUGCCACUCAAAUCAAAUGUCAGCUUAGUAUUGUUGACAUCUUGUCCUGCUUCACUGCACAAACACUUGAAAGGUGCUUUUGUGUGAUUCAGUGCGUCCCUCCCCCAGAUGGCCCAGCUGAGGCCAAGGAGAGUAACAAUGGGGAAAUGUGCAGGAAUGUGUAGGUAAACUGAGGGGAGAAUCCAUCCUGGCUCCAGUCUCAGUCCAUCUGGGACAAAGAGCAUCUUCUCCUGAACUCCUGUCCGUGGGCCCGCACCCAUUUAUUGGCAACUAAAACCAGGGAAGAAAUAAGAGUCUAGUUCUGUGCAUUUCAUUUUUUGUAAUCUCUCAUUUACCCAUUAUAUUAUCUAAUUAUCUUAUCACUUUAUACCAUUUCCCUUUAUUAUGUACUGGUCAGCUGAUAGGUUGUUUUCCCAUCUGACUGUAAUGCUGUUAACAGAUGUUAUGGCUCAAGUUCUCUCUGUACCCUUCUGCUUUAAAGUACCAUCAAUGUACUCUACUUGUAUAUGAAUACUUUUGUUUUGGAUAUUAUAUCUCAAUGUCAAUUAUUGAUUCUGUUGUUAUUAUAUGGAUUAUUAGGUCUUCAUUUCAAUAAAAUUGUUAUAAAAA